CAUCAUGGGACACAUGGAAGAAGGUGCAAACGUUCAAAGACCACCUUUGUUGCGUGGACACAACUACAAUUUCUAGAAGGGUAGGAUGAGAGCCUUUCUCAAAUCUCUUGGAGGUGGUGUUUGGAGAAGUGUGGAAACUGGAUGGUCUGAACCUCGCAAAUAUUCCGAGUACUUGACUACAUCAACAAUCAAACCAUUUGAAGAGUAUAGCAGAACAGAAGCCAUUGCUGCUGAGUAUAAUGAAAAAGCUUUAAAUGCAAUCUUUGGAGCAGUGGACUCUACCCAGUACAAGCUCAUCUCUAACUGUAACAAUGCCAAGGAAGCUUGGGAUGUUCUCGAGGUCACGCAUGAAGGAGAUGAGGAAGUAAAGACUGCCAAGUAUCAAAUUCUUCUGACUCAAUAUGAAAAUCUGUGUAUGGAUGAGAAAGAGAAGAUCACUGCAUUUCAUGGGAGAGUUAGAGAUAUUGCAAAUCAGGCCACACCAUUCAGACGUUCUCACAAGAUUAAGACCAUGACUCUCGAUGCACUUAUGGGAAUACUGGAAUCAAUUGAACUCAACAUGGCAGAGGACAGUAAACGGCGUAAACCUGAUAGGCAGAUUGCAUUUCCCAGUACUGAGGUUGAAGAUGACCGUGAACGUGAUUUGUCACCAGAUGAAGAUUUCCAAGAGCAGUUAUCCAUUUUCACACGGCAGUUCAAGAAACAAUGGGCUCAAAAGAGAGCCAAUCAAAGACUUGAAGGUACGUAUAAGGGACUCUCACCAAAAGAUGCAAAGUAUAGAGAAGAAAAAUACACAGAUAACCUUAGCUAUACGAAGAAAAACGGACCACGGUGCUUUGAAUGUGCUGGAUAUGGGCACAUCCAUUCUGAGUGUGCAAAUAACCUGAAGAAAAAGAGACAAGCAUUCAAAGCAACAUGGAGUGAUGAAGAAACUAAAGAUCAGAGUGAUUGUGAAGAAUCCAACUGCGCAUUUGUUGCUAGUGUCCAUUCAGGAGAUGAUGACAGUCUUGCAGAGCAACUAGAGGACCUGCAAGAAAAGCGGUCAGAGCUCUUAAUGACAAAGGAAAGACUUCAAAAUCUCUUAAAAGUCAAGUUCGUCAAAGAAAUCGAAGGAGUAUCAUCUGCUAUCGGUCAUCAAGCAAAAGAAAUCAUCAACAACUUGCUCAUAGAAAUUACUAUCACUAUUAUCUCUGAGCUGAUCAGACGAGUGCAAGAGAAAGGUGCGUGGGAAUCUGUCAGGGAGGCAACUGAUAUGUUGGCGCAGACUGCUAACUGCAUAAGGGAAACAGCCAGGAAAGUGUUAGGUGUGAGCUCUGGUUUUGGGAGUAGGCAUCAGGGUGAUUGGUGGUGGAGUGAUUCAGUUCGAAGUAUGGUGGAAGCCAAGAAGGUGGCAUAUCUGAGGUACAUGGAUUGUAGUGAUGAGGAGGAAAGAGCGGCGUUACGAGUGGAGUACAAGAAGGUACGUAAAGAAGCUAAGUUAGAGGUUACGAGGGCAAAGAAUGCCGCCUUUAAACACCUCUACAAGGAUAUAGAGGAGAAAGGCGGUGUUAAUCAACUGUUCCGGCUUGCUAAGGUGCGUGAGAGGAAGGCCCGAGAUCUGGACCAUGUGAGAUGCGUGAAGGGCAGCGAUGGUAGAGUGUUAGUUGAGACUGCCAAGAUGAAUCUUAAGAUUGUUCUCGAAUGCGAGAAAAAUCUCUACGUCCUUACCUCUGAGCCUCCCAAAGCUCCUGAAGCGAAUGCCCGUGCUGCGGAAAUUACUUCGUACAAGAAGUAUGAGGAUGACGCACGCGAUGCGAGAUGUCUCAUGCUAGCCACCAUGACCCAGGAGCUCCAAAGGCUCCACAAGGACAUGGAAGAUCAUCCUAUGAUGACUCGCUUGAAAGCGGGUAACCCAGUUGGUCCCCACAUUCUCAAGAUGAUCGGUCAGAUCGAAACUCUUGAAAAACUGGAUGCCCCGUUGCACCCUAUGCUGGCAACUGAUCUCAUCAAGGGAUCACUACCAGCUGAGUAUAGUCAAACUGUAGUGAACUUCUCCAUGAACAAACUAGAGAUGACUAUGCGUGAGCUACUGAAAUUCAUCACAACUGCUGAGGAGAGUCUAGGGAAGGGCAAGGGUAAGUCUGUCCUGAUGGUAGAGGAUAGUACUAUUGUGAAGAAGAGUGGGUCACGUUCACCGGCCGGGACCAAGCGCAAGGGUUCUAAGAAACCCAAUCCAGCGUCCAAGUCCUCUUCGUUGAAACCCAAAGUAGGUGUAACACCCUAAUCCGUACAGAAGUGCCCUUCAUUCAUCACAUUUUGAGACUUAAGAAAUUCCUGCAAGUUCCACUCUUUCUUCUCUAAGCUUUUUCCACCAUUAAUGGAGUUUUGGGAAGAAAACUCUAGGUUCGAAGAGAAGACCUCAAGAAAAGGAAAGCUAGAAGUAGAUAAUGACGUCCGUUCGUUGAACGUACGUGAGGUGUUAAGAUCAUUGUGUUCGCCUACGAACUCUAAGGUAAUAAGCUAUGGCGUCCAUC
Messenger RNA from Cuscuta campestris, 2513 nucleotides. The record is from the annotation of a GenBank genome assembly. NCBI's taxonomy places the organism in Eukaryota, Viridiplantae, Streptophyta, Magnoliopsida, Solanales, Convolvulaceae.